AUUUGAUUUUGAUAUUAGUUUUCGAAAUUUCAAGUAUUUCAACCCGACUCCCGAGUGGCGAGUACUCGAGAUCGAUGAAUUUAUAUUUAGAGUCGUGAAAUAUCUUGCAUACAUUUUGAACAAUUUUAGUAUUUACUUAAGAUAUAUUUAAUUUUAUAAGUAUGGAAAAAGAAGGUAACAAACAAGAAAAUAAUCCUCGAAUACCAUCAGCAGUGUUUGUGGACGAUGUAGAUAAGUUUAUGGAAAAAUCAGAAAAUAGUAGCGUUGAAGAUGUACUUAAAAGAUUGGAUGAGCAACAUAGCAAAUAUAAAUUUUUUGAAUAUAAUUUAAUUACAAAGAGAAAAAGAUUACAAUCACAAUUACCAGAUUUAGAAAAUACACUGGAGAUGAUUCAAACAAUGAAAGCUCAUAAAGGACAACAGUUGAAGACAGACUUUUUAUUAUCUGAUGAUGUUUAUGCCAAAGCUCACAUACAAGCAACUGAUAAUGUGUAUCUUUGGCUUGGUGCUAAUGUCAUGUUGGAGUAUAAUCUAGAUGAUGCCACUGAACUUAUCUCAAGAAAUAUACAAUUGGCCACUGAUAACAUGGGGCAAGUCGAUGAUGAUCUAGAUUUUCUUAGGGAUCAGUUCACUACAACUGAGGUUAAUAUGGCCAGAGUUUACAACUGGGAUGUAAAACGACGACAGGCAGCUAAAGCUAAACAAUAAACAUUUAAAUUAUUAAUAUGAAACGCUAAUAAAUGCUUCUUUUUUAUUUAA
Molecule: messenger RNA, 758 nt
Organism: Melanaphis sacchari
Lineage: Eukaryota; Metazoa; Arthropoda; Insecta; Hemiptera; Aphididae
Gene: mgr
Product: prefoldin subunit 3
Exons: 5
Coding region: 162-707 (181 amino acids)
Biological process (GO): microtubule-based process; tubulin complex assembly; protein folding
Cellular component (GO): cytoplasm; prefoldin complex
Molecular function (GO): tubulin binding
Source: RefSeq, a predicted model, not a curated record